Fomitiporia mediterranea MF3/22 is the source of this 645-nucleotide messenger RNA. RefSeq lists its product as uncharacterized. The transcript is spliced from 5 exons. The coding region runs from base 1 to 645 and encodes 214 amino acids. Lineage: Eukaryota; Fungi; Basidiomycota; Agaricomycetes; Hymenochaetales; Hymenochaetaceae. The record is from RefSeq and is a predicted model, not a curated record.
AUGAGUACACCGAACGCUUGUGCUAUCUUUGGUGAAGAUGACAUCUCGAAAAGCACUGAUCUCUUAUCGAUGCAAAGUUGGAAGGACUCGUUAAUGGAAGACAUGAUCGUUCAUGCGAACCUCCUAUUCAACGACAAAGGAUGCAAGAUCCUCUCCCUCCCGCUCGAAGUGAAUCUUCCACGACAGACAGUGAUAUACGGUGCCUCUUACACGCAGAUAUCUCAUGCCUUACUGGAGCCACAGAGGCCAGAAACAGGGUCUCCGUCGACACGGGACUUCACACCGACCUUGCCCACUCGUCCAGGUAACAGUAUUCACCCUUCGCACAGCUCUGCAAAUCAGUCGCGGACUACGGAGUCAGAAACAGAUGACGAGAUCGCACCACCACUUCCUCCUCGCCCGACGAGGUUGGAGGCACGAGUAAUGCAUGCUUCAGAGAGCUCUGUCUCUGGUUCACAGUCUUCUCUAUCGGAACGGCCGGAGGAGUCAGUCGCAGGAACUGCGUUAACUUCUCCUGAUGCGACUCCUAGCUCACCGUCACCUGUUCACUCUCCGCCUGUUUUGCAUAGCGACAAUUACCCGGAAAGCCUAUCUGAGCAUCAGCCUCAGCCCUCUCGAUGCUCUCACUUCUCAUAUACGAACUAA